This is a messenger RNA of Spodoptera exigua (beet armyworm), 2388 nucleotides long. NCBI's taxonomy places the organism in Eukaryota, Metazoa, Arthropoda, Insecta, Lepidoptera, Noctuidae. The record is from the annotation of a GenBank genome assembly.
CGACAGUGCGUCGACGCAAGCAUACAUCGCUGUCACGCAAGCGCGUGAGACGAGAGCGCGCUCGUAAAUAAAAAUAAACUUUAUUUUUUAUAAAAUUAAAUUCUUAUUCAAAUAUCAACGUAAAUAUCGAUUUGAAAUAUUUAUUUUACGCUUAAUGAUAUUGAAUUUUUUUAGUGUGAUAUUUAUUUUUUAUUUGAAUUUUUGUAUUAAAAUAAUUUAGUUCGGUGUGAUAUUUAUUUUUUGGUGGUGAUUUUUGUAAAUAAGUUAAAAAAAUGGUGAACAAAAUGUAUAAAAUUAGUUCCGCGAAAGAAGAAAAAGUUGGGAGCAAACACAAUCAGAUUCUUAUGUCCAUUGUAGUAUGUAUGCCAAUCCUGGCGUAUGGUACAGCAAUGGGAUGGAUAUCCCCUAACAAAGCGCUGCUCAUGGGGGACUACUCCCCUGCCAGCUCACCCCUCACUGAAGAAGAUGUCUCCUGGAUGGCAUCCAUCAUGUUCAUCUUUGCACCAAUUGCUGUGUUCGUGUAUGGCGUUGCUGCUGACAAGUUUGGCAGGAAAAAUGCUUUACUUUGCGCUUCCAUACCUAUUUCUAUCGGCUGGGCAGUCAAAUUGAUGUGUGCACAUCCGAUCGCAUUGAUCGGCGCACGCGCACUCAUUGGAUUUGGUUCUGGUGGAGGGUUCGUAGUGUGCCCUCUGUAUGUGAAGGAGAUCAGUGAGGACAGCAUCCGAGGAAUGACGGGGACCUUCGUCAUAUUUUCACAGACUGUUGGCAACCUACUAGUCUUCAUCCUGGGAGACCUGCUGCCGUUCAACACGGUGCUCUGGAUCCUGCUGGCUAUACCCCUCAUCCAUUUCUGCAUACUGCUGCGAUUGCCCGAGACACCUUCCUUUUUGGUGAAGUGCGGAAGAAACGAGGAAACUGCCAAAGUGUUGGCAUGGCUUCGAUCUCUCCCCGUAGAUGACAAGUCAAUUUCGGAAGAAGUGGAUCGACUCAUCAUUGAACAGACUACCAGUGAACUGAAGUUUUCACCCAGAUUAUUGUUUUCUGACAAAACUACAGUAAAGGCUUUCUGGGUGGCCCUCAUAGUGAAUCUCACUCGAGAGUUUUGUGGCUGCAUAGCUGUCCUGGUCUACGCAAGCCAUAUCUUCGCAGAAGCUGGCAAAGACCCAAGCACAAGCAUCGCUUUAUCACCAAACAAACAAUCAAUUCUACUCGCUGCUGUCCAAAUCAUUGGGUCGUUUUUGGCUUGUCAGCUUGUUGACAGAGCUGGACGAAAGCCUCUUCUAGCAGUCACAAGCGCGGUAGCCGGCUUCAGUAUGUGUUUGCUAGGAGUCUGGUUCUACCUUCAAAGUAUAGAGGUAGCCAUGCCAGGAUGGGUGCCCAUCGUCGCACUAUGCGUGUGUAUCUUCGCUGAUGCUUCUGGUCUGCAACCCUUACCGUUUGUCAUCAUGACUGAGAUGUUUAACUUCCAGCUCCGAGGCACCGUGGCAACCCUCAUAAUGGCAAUAUCCUUAGGAACGGACUUCGCUCUUCUCAAACUCUUUGCUCCUCUAAACGUAUGGAUUGGAUACCAUUCCACUUUCUGGAUGUUCAGUGUCAUCUGCCUGUCAAACGUCUUCUACCUCAUCUUCUGCGUUCCCGAAACGAAAAUGAGAAGUCUAGAAGACAUUUACGCUGACCUAGAAGGCAGAAAGAGAAGAAAGAAAGACGAUAGUGUAGUAGAAACAAAUCACGUCUGAUUUAUUUUCCAAGACUUUUGUGUUACCGCGUAAAAAUGGCGCGAAUUUUGUUUGUAAGACAAAAUGGCCGCUGAUUAACUUUAUAGUUUGUGACUUUUUAAGGUAGCUAUUUUUAUUUAUAUAAAUAAUUUUAGUAUUAAGGCUGGUAGUUACCUAAAUUUAGUAUUAAGUUUUAUAGUUAAUGCCAUGAAAGACAACUUAAAGUGAUAGGUAGUUUGAACACUAAAAAUAGAAAACGAUAGUGAAUAAUAUAUUAUUAUUUAACACUGUUUGUUGAAAAAAAAACAAUAUAAAAUUCAUAGAGAUUCUGUAGAUAUUACACGAUUUUAAAAGAAUCUCUGUUCAAACGAUCAAUUCCAUAUCAUUCCAUGUUGCCAUAUAAAAUAAUAGCUAAUAAUUACUGGUUACAUUGUCUAUUUCUAGUCACCGGUUUUCAUAUCUGCUUAAUCCCAAGUGUAGUGUCCGCAUAAUUUUGGCUCUAAUUUUUGAUUUACAAACCAACUAAAUAGACAAUGUUGCCUACAGUAAAAUAGUUUGUAGAUAAUAAAUUUUAUACAGAUUAUACAUAGCAGAUAUUUAGGACGAAUAGCAAAUUAAUUCCAAUUGUUUUAGUUGUUAAGUUAGUUUCUAUUUUUGUUCAUGUAUCAGAAGC